CCUCGCAAUCGUGCAUGGACCACACUCUUCUUCCCUCCACCGACGUUCCGCUCUGCUAACCUCACCUUCCCCAUUCCCAAUCUCAACGCGCAACAUGUCUUCGGCAAACUAUCAGCUCGACGCAGACGACUUCGUGGAGCAGUGUUUCCCCAGCCCAACGACAGGCCUUCGUCCGAUCAGGAACAUCAAGCUGUGCGGAAAGCGGUGCCCCGUAACGGAGUAUGAACGCUACGUUGACAUCACCAACAUGCUGAAUCGUUCGGGACAUUGCCAUGGCUUCCGGUUCAUCACGAUUUACCACAAGCGUGCAGACGGCGCGAAUCGUGCAUGGGCAGCGGCGUGGCCUAACAAGGCCGCGCCACCGAAGAGGCUUGUAACGUCGCGGCCUAGCGAGCAGCGGCUGGAGCCCAUGCACCAAUACUCCAUGGAUAUCCCCACCAUCUGCUACGGCGCCGAGGAGAUAUCCAACGAUCCGUUCUACCAGUAUAGCCUUUCAGUCCACGCCCAGUUGAACGCCGACGACACCCGCAUUUUGGAUCGAGUGCUUUGGCGCGUGGGGAUCGCGUUCAGCUACCAACACCGGAAAUUUUGCUAUGUAUUCCUGUUCUUUGGUUACAAGGCCCGCAUUCUACGCGUAGACCACUCUGGCAUCACGUUUUCAGACUACAUCGAUUGCUCCACAAACGCCACGCACCUCCUGGACUUCCUGCGUAGGUUCUCGCAAGCGUCGCCCGCCGACCGCGGAAUAGACCCUACGGCGGAACACAUCCCGCACGACUCGCCUCUCGCAGACAAGAUGCGACUGCGUGCCCAGCUCAACAAGGACCCUGACAACCCCCUGGACUACCCACGCCAGGUGUUUGAACAGUCGCUCCAGGAGAACUGGCCCUGGUUCAAGCUCCCCAUCGGUGAGGGCGCCUCCCGCCGCGAAUUCCUCGUCGCAAGGCCUCAUUACGAACGUCAAUGCGCUCUCCCGGACACCGGCUCACGAGGGUACAUCGGGUUGGACCUGGGCGACCCCGACCAGCGCCUCGUUUUUCUGAAGGAUAUGUGGCGACCGAUCAAUAUGGGACGUCUUCAGGAGGGUGAUAUCGUUGCACGGCUGAACGCCGCGGGUGUUCCUUACGUGCCUACUCUGGUGUGUCACGGAGUUGUCGACGGCCAGAUUACGCUCUCCGAUCGGGUGUACCGCCGUGCGUCAAUCCUAGCUCGCGAGCACUAUCGCGUCGCGAUGUUGGAGAUCGCGAAGCCACUCAAGGAGUUCAGCGACAGCAAGGAGCUCCUCGGCGCGUUGAUGUGUUGUAUCAUUGCCCAUAAGAAAGCAAUGCAAAUCCCAAUCAUGCACCGCGACAUCAGCAUCGGGAACAUCCUCCUCUGCUGGGACCCCGUGCUCAAGAAAUGGCAAGGAAUGCUCACCGACUGGGAGGUCGCGACUGACUUUACCGGGAAAUGUACCGUCAACGGGAAGCCUGAUAACGGUUGCGGUACGAGCGCGUUCGCUGCGGUCCGCCUUCUGGAUGGUACCAUUGGCCCGAAAGAGCGGCAGCCCGAGGACGACAUGGAGGGCUUCCUGCACGUCCUCGUCUACGCGGCCGUGAGCUUUAUGCCCAGCAACCUCAAGAACGUCUGCGCGUUCAUCCAGCGCUACAACAACGAGGACCACUACCUCGCGAUCAAGAACGGGUCAUACCGCGCCCGCUGCGUCGCGGAGGCGCAGAUCCUCAUCUCCAAGAAGAGGUCCGGGACGAAGCUGCAGUUCGCUCUCCCCAGCAGCGCCGCGGUGCGCUCGACGCGCCGUCCGCGGUACACACAUCCCCUCAACGAAGUGAUCCAGCAGCUCCUUGAUUGGCUGCACGCCCGAUACGAGGUGAUGGUCCCGACGUGGAAAGAUCGAGAGUAUGGGCCGCCCAAGGGCUCAGAUAACAAGAUCUUCACCGCGGACCGGAUAGUCAAGUUGUUCGAGGACGCCAUGCAGGACCCCCAGUGGCCGUCCGGGGAUAGGUGCGAGGACCGGCGCCCCGCAGAUUUCGAGGAUAUACCGAUCGAGCGCACUGCUAUUCGCGAGGUGCUCCCGGACGACGUUCCUGUCCCGCGUCCUAAACGGCAAGAGCGGCCUGAAGUAAAGCCCCCGCCAGCCAAGAGGAGGCGGCGCGCGUGAAGAUGGUUAUCGCUUUCGUUCUAUCACCGGCACGCGUCCAUGUGUGAGUGGCCGAUGGUCAAAGACAUUUCUGUCCGUCCGCACUUGUAUAUCCAGUGGUUCUUUUUUGGACUUUACUUUCCUGUACUCACUUCAUUUGUACUUGUACUCGCAAUCAUCAUCAAACGACGCAUACCGC
This is a messenger RNA of Trametes versicolor FP-101664 SS1, 2336 nucleotides long. RefSeq lists its product as uncharacterized. Bases 95 to 2158 code for a protein of 687 amino acids. NCBI's taxonomy places the organism in Eukaryota, Fungi, Basidiomycota, Agaricomycetes, Polyporales, Polyporaceae. The transcript has 6 exons. The record is from RefSeq and is a predicted model, not a curated record.